UUUUUUCUGCACUGUCGUUUAAGUCUUGUUUUGUAUUCAUGAUUUUUCUUGGAUUCCCAGUGUGUCUUGGCGGUGCAUCUGGCGACGUCGGUGGUGUUGUGGUGGUCUUCUGGUGGUGUUGAGUUCUAUGGCUUCUCAGUAUAGGUUUGUGAGGACUGGAUCUUGUCUGGAGUCCUUAAACUUUGCUUCAGUUGUCAUUUGUAGAUUCAUGGGUUCUCAGUAUAAGCGGCACAGUAGUGGUGGCUUUCCGAUGAGAAAGCAAGACGUAGGAGUGGGAUUUUUCUUGUCAAAGAUUUAUCUGAGGUCACAUCUCUCCUUGCACCCUGCACUAAGGACGGCGGGCAGAGGUUCUGAGGCGGUGCUCCCAGGUCGUGGCGAAGGUGAGCUGGUUUUGGGGUUGGGCCUAGGCCUCUCCAAACGUUGGUUUCGUACUGGAGAAACCGGACUGUUCCUGUUGUUGAUGUAUUAGUUCGCAGAGUACUACAGGAGGUAGUACGUAAUGUAUUGCAUAAAACUGGAGCUAUAUUGGAGUUUGUUUAGGGAUUGCUUGAA
Messenger RNA from Raphanus sativus (radish), 552 nucleotides. RefSeq lists its product as uncharacterized. The transcript has 2 exons. NCBI's taxonomy places the organism in Eukaryota, Viridiplantae, Streptophyta, Magnoliopsida, Brassicales, Brassicaceae. Bases 128 to 469 code for a protein of 113 amino acids. The record is from RefSeq and is a predicted model, not a curated record.